Hypanus sabinus (Atlantic stingray) is the source of this 2054-nucleotide messenger RNA. It is a transcript of the gene ugp2b, whose product is annotated as UDP-glucose pyrophosphorylase 2b. Gene Ontology annotation, molecular function: UTP:glucose-1-phosphate uridylyltransferase activity. NCBI's taxonomy places the organism in Eukaryota, Metazoa, Chordata, Chondrichthyes, Myliobatiformes, Dasyatidae. Gene Ontology annotation, cellular component: cytoplasm. Gene Ontology annotation, biological process: UDP-alpha-D-glucose metabolic process; glycogen metabolic process. Bases 151 to 1677 code for a protein of 508 amino acids. The transcript is spliced from 10 exons. The record is from RefSeq and is a predicted model, not a curated record.
GUGACUUCGGGGAGCGGAAAGUUUGUGUUUAGGGUUCGGUCGCGGGCCCGCCUCUUUUCCAGUCCUUAAAAGUCGGAUGAGCGCCCAAAGAGUUUUAAUCGGCAUCCGCAAGCGAUUGACUGUAAAGUAUUUCAGAUUUACUUUGGCAGAAUGUCGCGAGGUGUUCCUGUACCGUUAAACCUCACUGCAGCCAUGUCGAAAGGUGGGAUAGCCAAGUUUGAGUGCCAGCAACUAGAAAGUGCUAUGGAAAAAGAGCUUGCUCAAUUAUUGGCAACUGCUUCAAAGACUGAGUAUGAUCAAGUGAAGAAAGACUUUGAGGGAUUCCAGAAAUUGUUUCACAGUUUACUACAGCGAAAAGGUCCUUCAGUAGAAUGGGAGAAGAUUCAGAGGGCUCCUGAAGAUUCUAUUCAGUCGUAUGAUAAAAUACAGGCCCGAGGAUUGCCAGAUGAUAUAGCUUCGCUUUUAAGUAAACUGGUAGUGGUGAAGUUGAAUGGAGGACUUGGCACUAGCAUGGGUUGCAAAGGGCCCAAAAGCCUGAUUAGCGUACGUAAUGAGAAUACGUUCCUGGACCUCACAGUACUGCAGAUAGAGCAUUUGAACAGAACGUACAAUGCAGAUGUUCCCCUCGUCUUAAUGAACUCAUUCAACACUGAUGAAGAUACUAAGAAGAUAUUACAGAAAUAUAAUCACUAUGGAGUGAAGAUUCAUACCUUUAACCAAAGCAGGUACCCACGGAUUAAUAGAGAAUCCUUGCUUCCUGUAGCUAAAGAAAUACCUAGUUCUGGGUCUAAUGCAGAGGCCUGGUAUCCACCAGGUCAUGGAGACAUUUAUGCCAGCUUCUACAACUCGGGUCUAUUGGAAAUGUUUCUCCAACAGGGGAAAGAAUAUAUUUUUGUAUCCAAUAUUGAUAAUCUUGGAGCAACUGUUGAUCUGUACAUUCUCCAUCAUCUUUUGAAUCCACCAAAUGGAAGGAAGUGUGAAUUUGUUAUGGAAGUAACUGACAAGACUAGAGCAGAUGUUAAGGGUGGUACCCUUAUUCAAUAUGAUGGAAAGCUGAGACUGCUGGAGAUAGCUCAGGUACCAAAAGCGCAUGUCGAUGAGUUUAAAUCUGUCACUAAGUUCAAGAUCUUCAACACCAAUAACUUGUGGAUUUCUUUGGCUGCAAUUGAAAGGCUACAAAAACAAAAUGGCAUUGACAUGGAAAUCAUUUUAAACCCAAAGAUAUUGGAUGAUGGUCUAAAUGUGAUUCAGCUUGAGACAGCUGUAGGUGCAGCCAUUAAGUGCUUUGAAAAUGCAUUGGGUGUCAAUGUGCCACGUAGUCGCUUCUUGCCUGUCAAGACCACAUCUGAUCUAAUGUUGGUGAUGUCCAACCUUUACAGUCUUAAUGCUGGAUCUUUGACAAUGAGUGACAAAAGAGAGUUCCGAACUGUGCCUCUGGUUAAACUUGGGAGUUCCUUUACUAAGGUACAAGAUUACUUGACCAGGUUGGAGAGUAUACCAGAUAUAAUUGAAUUGGAUCAUCUUACUGUCUCAGGAGAUGUUACUUUUGGGAAGCAUGUUGUAUUAAAGGGAACAGUCAUCAUUAUUGCAAAUCAUGGAGACAGGAUUGACAUACCUCCAGGUGCCAUAUUGGAAAAUAAGAUUGUUUCAGGCAAUUUGAGAAUCUUGGAUCAUUAGAAAGAUGACUCUGAACAGCUGAAAUAAACUACUUAAAUUGUUUUACGUGAUUAGUCACACAGAAAUGCCAAUCAGAGUUAUGUGUAUCUGGUGAGUGUGUAAUAGCUUUGAGUGUGAAAAUGUUGUUCUUCUGGGCAGCUCUUUGCAAACUUGCUUGCCAUUUUAAAACUGUACCUGUUACAGUCUUGUAUUUUAAAUUGUAUAACAACAGCCUGGUAGUAAUUGUAUAUAAGUAUCAAAAUGUGACCCUAAUUUUCCCAUUAAAACUAGCUUUAAAAUAAAGGCCACUUACCAUAGUGGAGCCAAAUUGCAGUUUUCCAUUCAGAGCUUGUAUUUACGUUGUUAGUAAAAUGUAAUAAAGUGCACUUUGAAAAUUG